AUGCCGAUGACAUGGGUGAACAGCUCUGUCAUUCCCCUUGGCGCUAGCUCCUUACAGUCCCUGCUCACCCCAAAUGACACCUUUAACAGCUCGUUGCUCAAUGUCACAGACACAGGUGGCGGCUUCAACCCCAGUGUGGCGGGAGUCCUCAUCCCGCUCAUAUACAUCACUGUCUGCAUCAUCGGACUGGGCGGGAACACUUUGGUCAUCCACAUCGUCCUGCGCUACUCCAAAACUGAGUCGGUCACCAACAUCUACAUCCUCAAUCUGGCCAUCGCCGACGAGCUGUUCAUGCUGGGCCUGCCCUUCCUGGCUGUCCAGAAUGCCCUCCUCUACUGGCCAUUCGGCUCCUUCAUGUGCCGUUUGGUGAUGACUGUAGACGGGAUCAACCAGUUCACGAGUAUCUUCUGCCUGACCGUGAUGAGCAUUGACCGCUACCUGGCCGUGGUCCACCCCAUCCGAUCAUCCAAGUGGCGCAAGCCCCAGGUGGCAAAGGCGGUGAACGUGACCGUGUGGGUAGUGUCCUUCGUUGUGGUGCUGCCCGUGGUCAUCUUUGCCGACGUCCUCAAAGAGGAAGGGAACUGCAACAUCAUUUGGCCUGAGCCGGCAGACAUCUGGAAGGCGGCCUUCAUUAUCUACACAUCGACGGUCGGGUUCUUCGGCCCCCUCCUGGUGAUCUGCCUCUGCUACCUGCUGAUCGUCAUCAAGGUCCGCAGUACAGGGAAAAAGGUACGGGCCACCUCGACCAAACGCAGGCGGUCGGAGCGCCGCGUCACGCUGAUGGUUGUAAUAGUGGUGGCCGUCUUCGUAUUCUGCUGGCUCCCUUUCUACGCCCUCAACAUCAUCAACCUUGUGGUGCUGUUGCCGGCAGAGUUCCGUGGGCUCUACUACUUCGUGGUCGUCCUGUCCUACGCCAACAGCUGUGCCAACCCCAUAGUGUACGGCUUCCUCUCGGACAACUUCAAGCGGGGGUUCCGGAAGGCCCUGUGCCGCUCCUCCCGGAAGGUGGAGAACCAGGAGCAUCUGGGGACCGAUCACCAGCAGGUGGCCAGGAGGAUGGUGCUGGAGCCGAGGGAAAGCCUAAGAAGAACUAUGGGAGAUGAGGAUGUUGAGGCCAGAGGGGAAGCUACUGAGAUGACUGAGAUCUGCAGGAUUGCACAGAAUGGGAAUGGAAAUGGACAGCCAGAGAGCUCCAGAACCCUAUUUCUGCAAAGGGGGAAAACAGCAGGGGCCUCUGAGGCAGCUUCCCCUGAUGGACUUCAAGCAGGGGAGUUGAAUGGGAAAGGUCCAGGCUCGGGCCCUGUGACAACCCUUCCCUCAUUACUCAAUGGAGCCAAAAACAGUAGUGUAAAACCACUGCCUGAGGAACCAGUAGAUAAGAACACCUCACUGGAGAUCAGUUAUCUGUGA
Messenger RNA from Megalops cyprinoides (Indo-Pacific tarpon), 1410 nucleotides. Its product is annotated as somatostatin receptor type 5-like. Gene Ontology annotation, molecular function: neuropeptide binding; somatostatin receptor activity. The coding region runs from base 1 to 1410 and encodes 469 amino acids. The transcript has a single exon. Gene Ontology annotation, cellular component: neuron projection; membrane. Gene Ontology annotation, biological process: neuropeptide signaling pathway. The record is from RefSeq and is a predicted model, not a curated record. Lineage: Eukaryota; Metazoa; Chordata; Actinopteri; Elopiformes; Megalopidae.